AUGUCACUCUUCGAAGAUAUUCAACCUGCCCCUCCAAUAGAAGUGUUUGCCGUUUCAGAAGCAUGUCAGAGGGAUCCAGAACCAGAUAAAGUGAAUUUAACUGUUGGAGCUUAUCGAACUAACGAAGGUUUGCCUUGGGUACUGCCCUGUGUCAGAUCAGUUGAGUUGUCAAUGGCUAAAGAUGAAAAAUUCAAUAAAGAGUAUCUUCCUGUGACAGGACUGGGUACAAUGUGCGUCAAUGCUUUGAAGAUUUUGCUCGGUGAGAAUAACCCGCUGAUUGCAGAGAAGAAGGCUGAUGGUUGCCAAAGCCUCGGGGGAACUGGUGCGUUAUAUUUGGGCAUGCAGUUCCUAUCUAGAGUAGCGAAAUACACCACACUUUAUGUGUCACGACCAACAUGGGUCUACAUGCUAUUGGCAGGCAACCACAAAAUGUUGGCUUCGCUUGCUGGACUACAUGUUCAGGAUUAUCGUUACUGGGACAGUGCAAAACUGGCGGUGGAUUUCGAUGGUAUGCUCGAGGAUAUUAAAAAUGCGCCGUCGAAUUCAAUUAUUCUACUUCAUGCUUGCGCGCACAAUCCAACCGGCAUGGACCUCUCUCGCGAACAAUGGAUGCAACUUGCUAUCAUAAUGAAGGAGAAAGCACUUCUCCCAAUGUUUGACAUCGCCUAUCAGGGAUUCGCAAGUGGAGAUUUGAAUAAUGACGCCUGGGCAGUGCGCUACUUUGCAUCCCUGGGCAUGGAAUUAUUUGCCGCGCAGUCUUUCUCCAAAAACUUUGGAUUGUACAACGAACGAGUCGGAAAUUUGGCUUUCAUUACUAAUGACGCAAAAUACACGGCCAACAUCAAAUCGCAGCUGACCAUUCUUGUCCGGAAAACGUGGUCAAACCCGCCGCAGCAUGGUGCUCGAAUUGUAGACACCAUACUGAAUGAUCCGCAAUUGUGUGCCCAGUGGAAAGCGGACGUGGCAACCAUGGCUAACAGGAUAAAGGAAAUGCGGCAAGCGCUUUAUACAAGGUUACUAGCGUUGAAGGUUCCGGGCUCCUGGGAACACAUAGUCAAUCAAAUUGGAAUGUUUGCAUAUACUGGCUUAUCAGCUGCCCAAGCAGAACACAUGCGCACAAAGCAUCACAUUUACUUGCUGAAUGACGGGCGGAUCAACAUUUGUGGCCUGACAACCAAAAACGUUGAAUACGUUGCGAAUGCAAUAUACGAAACAUUGAUGGCGAUUCCUAACUAGAGACUGAACUCCUUUUUAUCAUUUAGUAACUCACUUUUGCCCUUAUGAUCAUAGUAACGGUCUCUCUACCUUUUUUACUCUGCAUCCUUUGUGGAUGGUAUAGCUUUUUCUCUUCCUUUGCCGCUCAUACGUCUAUUGCUUUCCUUUUUUACAUCGUUUGGUGGUGUGAAAAGUGACUGUGCGCUCGGAAGUAAUCCUAGCCCGAUUACUCUACGGAACUCUUUCUUACCCGUCCCCACUGCCAUUACUCAGGUUAACAAAGAUGAGAUAUUUUUUAAACGGAAACGACUUGAUCUGCACCUUAUAUUGUUUGAAUAGCACGUGUUUCUGUGAAAUGUCUUGAUCAGUUCAUCAAUAUGAUCAUUCUGCG
Opisthorchis viverrini is the source of this 1606-nucleotide messenger RNA. RefSeq lists its product as hypothetical. Gene Ontology annotation, molecular function: pyridoxal phosphate binding; L-aspartate:2-oxoglutarate transaminase activity. The record is from RefSeq and is a predicted model, not a curated record. NCBI's taxonomy places the organism in Eukaryota, Metazoa, Platyhelminthes, Trematoda, Opisthorchiida, Opisthorchiidae. Gene Ontology annotation, cellular component: cytosol. Bases 1 to 1236 code for a protein of 411 amino acids. The transcript is spliced from 8 exons. Gene Ontology annotation, biological process: L-aspartate biosynthetic process.